CGCCCAACUCGUCGUUUCCCCUUUGGGUUCCACUCGAGGGCCUGACGCGUGAUGCCUCCGAAUGGUCUUCUCAGUGUAUGAACAAUCCAUCUCCACUUCCUUCUGCAUAUUUGUUGGGUGAUGGGUUAGUUGGCAGAUUUCCUUGUUGUUUAUUCUUUCUAAUCAUCUGAUCUGAUCUUCGGUAUGGAGUGAGCGUAGGCGGCAGCUGUUGAUGUAUGUCUGCAGUUUGUUGAAAAUGCUUUACGCAAUGCGCCAAGUCUCUCAGCCAUCACAUAGAAGCACUGACUUAGUGUUGAAAAUCCGGAUCUUGUUCUUUAUGCUGAGUGGAGUGCAGUAGAUCACACUGAUUUCGGGUUAACGGAAGGCCUGUCUUGCUUUGACAUCGUCGUCUGCGCCGCCUAUAGUUGAAACGAUGCUGUCUAGGUAGGUAGGUAGAUGAAAGAGACAAUUUCCUUCACCUUUUCGCCCGUUGAUCGUUAUUCGUGCUUGUUGUUGUUGGUUGGGUAUCUUCAUCACCUCUGCUUUCUCUACGUUCAUCUGAAGGAAGUUCUGUCUUCGCUGUCUCACUUCGCCUCUUCUGCCAACUUGUUGGUUUUCGCCUGUAGAUCUUGGAGUUUGUGUGACAUUAGACACAAAUCAUGAUGAGCGAAAUCCAAAUCUUCUAGGGUGUUUUCACCGGUCAAACAGCGUAUGCCCAUCCUGCUCUUCUCAGUUUGUUGCAUGAUCCAAUCCAGUGCAGUCGAUCACAAUCAGAAAGAUCAUCGAUGGUGAUAGUAGCUAACCUUGUCUUACUGCUGUCUUCACUUCAAAGGCAUCCACUGUGAAUCACUUGGUAUGUAGCGUCGUAAUAUAGCUGUUGAAUGAGGUUGAUGAAGUAGAAGAUAUAAAGCUGUUACAAGGUUUUCAUCAUAGGUGUCUUCAUAAUAUCGCUCUCGUUUGGUGGAAUCACUGUAUGAGCAAUGUUGUGGUCAGGUGAAGGGUACUAGACAAGGCAGGCAAGUCGAUUAAUAAGGUUAUGAACAUUUGUCAACUGAAGUGGCUUGGACGUGCGUUGCACAUGUCGAGUCACCGCCUUCCUCAAUGCAUCACGCUGGGUGAAGUUGUAUUAGGUUGGAAGAGGGUUCAAAGUGGCACCAGUCGACGACUGACUGCCGACUUCCUGGUUGGGGUAAACAAGACGUAAGAAACCAGUCAUUGAAGACUCUAGGUGAGAUGGUUGAUAAUUGAUCAAAGCGGCUCAAAUGUGUAUUCACUCCAUGAAAUCUUGUAAAGCGUGAAUAUUUGCUGAAACCGUUAUCUACAAUUUUCUCUACUUGGAUAUCACUUUUAUUCUAUCCACCUAUUUUUUGUGUACUUCUGUGAAGUGUGGGGCAACUUGAACCGAUGUACUUGUGUACGAGGUUCUGCAUUGAUUUUUUCUCCUUGUCAAACGUCAUACGCAUUGGUUUUUCUAUGAUACCCUUUUGAUGUGGAUACUACAACUUAUCUGGACGAAUAGGCACUGAGGUUUUUGGGAGUAGUUGUAGCAGUUUCCUCAACGAAUGUUGGCACUUUCUGACAGUCAGUAAACACAAGUAAAUUGUCGUAAUAUUGUUCCAGCCUCAAAAAACUGUCUAUAACUUCUUUUAAACCAUAUAGUAAAAGAGAGAACCUUCAACCAGCUACUUUCUAUACAGUUUCCUAGAUUUUUUGAUGAAAGCUAUACAAGAUUUCUUGGAGUUAGAAUAUUUAAUUGUAAACUGUUAAAAACUUGUUUAAAUAGACAAAUUCCACAGAUUUUCUUUGCAUGUGAGAAGUUUAUCAGCCUAUCCAUUUACCCACUGAUAAGAGUGUGAUGAUUUACGAAGAAAAAAAGCAGACCGAAGAACGAUGCUCGCCAUCUCUAAUUCGGUUAUAUUCCGAUUGGAAUAAUUCCUGAUUGGGCAUAUAAUAUGGUUUAUGAUGAACGGACAAUUAUGAAUUAAAUAAUCACAUGACAGCUAGGAAAAAACCGUAACUGUUUGAAGUGACGUCGUCAUCAUCAAUCAAGAUCAACAUGGGAGUAGCCGUUACUGCAUAGUGAUUUAAGUUGCUAGUCACACCUUACAUUUUAGCACAUCAAGUAACAAGGCAAUAAAGUGGAAGAUGGAUGAAAAAAGAUAAAUCGGCGGAAAAAAAACAGAAAGUAGUAGACGAAAUGAGGGAGGAAUAAGAAAAUAGUGAGGAUAAUGUGUGUACACAUCUGUGCUACUGACAUGAGUUCGCAGCUAUAUCGCCUAGAGUCUCCAACCACUGAUGGUUUCUCUUGUCCCAUGGACCUCAAUCGGCUAGCCUGCAUCUCCUUGCAUGACUCAGGUGUAGAGUGAAAGAAUUCAUGCAGUAACGCCGUGAUUUAGUCUGGCUGCUCCGAGCCUUUUUCCAGCCUGAACCUACUUCGGUCAACAUUGUGUGACGAGGCAGAUGGUGGUUAGGCAUACAUAAGACAUGUCUCAGCGAUCUCACUCGGUGAAGGUUGACAACCACAUCAACUGACUUACCUCGUUUACCUAAAACUUAAACUUAUUUUUACGUUAGUGACACCAUGACAUGACAAGGGAUGUAUAACACAUGCCCUAGCCAUUCGAGACGAUGUGGGUUCAGACAGACAGAGACAAAAUCAACGUAGAACCUCGCACGCAAGGACAUCGGUUCAACUUACCACAAUAAACAGCUGGAUAGAAAAAUUAUGAUAUCAAAGUAGAUAAAGUUCUGUGACGGAAUAUUCAAGAUUUAGAGGACAUAAAAGGGAGAAUAUAUCUGCACUAUUGUAACAGAUUUUCAGCCAUGUCACCAAGAGUCAGUCCUCAUCCACUGAUUCCUAUCGUCUCGGAGUCCCCAUCCAAGUAGUUUACACCUCCCUUUCAGAGUGAGAGACUUCAUUGAUCAGUGCCACAUCUUGGUCUUGCCACCCUGAACCCUUUUCUUGCCUAAUCCAGCUUCCAUACAGUAUGACAGUGGACUAAGUUUCAUAACUGCAUCAAUCAACUUGCCUGUCUUGCCUAGUACCCUUCGUCUGACCUUAAAACUGCUCGCACAAUGAUUCAACCAAGCAACAGGAUCGAUACAUAAACACUUGUGAUCAAAACCAAUAAAGGUUCAUAGCGUCAGUGACAGACUUUCUUAUCCUAUCCAAAACUGCUCGCCUGGCAUCUACAUUACUGACAAGUUGGUAGUGUGACGUUCUGAAGUUUUCUAUAUUCUAAUGAACAGCUGCAAAACAAGGCAGAGGAGAAGAGAAAGCUUUUGGUGUUUGAUCAAUGUAGCCUUGGUAGCAUAGACCGUGUAUUAUGAUGUUACAGAAAUCAGGUGUAGAGUUUUAAAGAGGAGAGGAAUGUCAGUUGGCAAGGUUGUGAAUCCUCAUUAACUGAGAUUAGUGGGAUAUAUAUUGCACAUGCCUGCCUUGUAACAUAAUUUUGGUUGAAUUAGGUCCAGGCUGAAAAAUGGGGAGUUACAGCCAGAUUGCAUGAAGUCUUUAACUGAACCUCAGUCUUAGCCAUAUUAGGAGAUGCAGACUAAUUGGUUGGGAUCCACGUGACAGCAGGAACCAGUGUUUGGAAGUUAUAGGUGAUGAUGUUGCGCAGAUGUAUAUAUCCACACUGCAUCCUCAUCUUAACCGCUAUGCUGGAUUCAGCAUUUUCUCGUUCCUCCUUCCUCUCUUUUACUUCUUUUGACCGCUUAUUUUCUCUUUCUUCAUCGUUCAUCCUACUACUUGUUACUUGGUAUGCUGAUAUGAGGUGCAGCUGGCGAUUUGGACCGUUGCUUAGUUAUGCCUGAUCGUAUGUUGAUAUUGAUUGAUUCAGACAUCAAAUAGGGGGUAACAGAUUCAAACAAACUGUGAUUAUAACUUCACAUAUUAGGUAUGAGUUUGAGGUCAGGUCACUAACUUGUACACGGUCUUUGACUCCGUCGAUCAAGAAGUCUUACAGCAAUGUCUCUCACUGAAAGGGAUACCAAGUAAAUACAUCAUCUUAUUGAAGGCUCUUUACUCGAACACCUGUGGACGUGUUAGAGCCUAUGGUGAGAUGUCGGGCAAGCUGUGUACGUUGAAUGAUAUGCUUCAAGAAUGCCAACUCUUUUCAUUCUCAUUCCAUCUCAUCUUAGACGUUCUUAUGGAGGUCUCCCUCUUGACAUGUGACUACACAGGGACUGGACGAAUCAUAGGAGAAUUUUUAGAAUACGGAGACGACAUAGUCGUGUUAGGCAAAGACGCUGUUUGGGAUGCAUUCCUUGCCACCCAAAUACAAAUUACUGCUCCAGGACUAGCCUUCAGAGAUGUCCCGGUUAACAACAGAGGGUAAAGUGGUUGAGUGUGUUAAACACUUCACUUACCUGAGAAGUUAGAUCAGCCCUAGUGUGUGGGUCAGUGGUCGAGGAAAUCUCUGCAUGGGUACCGAAAGGCUGGAUGGGCUUUUGCCAAACUUACACUAUCUGUGGCGCCACAGUGUACUGUGCUACAGUCCCUUCUGUUCUACUGUAUGUCUGUGAAACAUAACCAUUCAAGGUAGAAGACAUGAGAUGGUUUUUGAUGUUUGACUAUCGCUGCCUCCGUAGCAUAAGUUGUGUUUCUUGGUGUCACCAUGCAAGUAACCUAGAAGUCAGACGUAAAGCUUUAAGGAGGAGAUGUAAGUCAGUUGAUAUGGUUGAGAACCUUCAUCGACUGAAAUGUGUUACAUAUGCCUAACCACUGUACACACUGUUGAUCAAAGUAGGCUUGUAGCUUAGAAAAAAGCUUGAAGUGGCCAUAGGAAACAAUCCAGUCUAAUCAAUACUCAUACAACUAUCCAGAUAUAUGAACAAAUUUUCAACUCCUUUCAACCUGGUUCAAAGCAUAUAUAUGUAUAUUUUUAUAAUUGUUAGUACAUUUCUUAUGAUCAUGGUUAACUUUGUCUCUGUGUCUACUUUAUCCCCCCCCCCUCACUUUUAGUUAAUAGUCAACUAUUAUUCCGUGAAAAUUAUUGCUUCCUUCAAUGAUCUAUACACCUUUGUCAAUUUUUACAACUGGUAAUAUAUAUAUAUAGAAUCUAUUUAAGUCUUAUAUCUAUCUAUAUAAUAAUAGAUAUAUGUAAAGCAGUUAUCUAUUUAAAUCAUCCACAAAUGAUACCAAUAAAACUUUUUAAACAAUUAUGGCAGAAAGCUUAUCCAAUCGCUUUUGUAGAUGGUUUCGCUAAUCAUAUUUAUAAUAAUAAUAUACAUGAUUUAAGGGAUAAUUAUUUACCAAAUUUUUUAACUGGUGAUUUUGAUUCUAUUGAAAAAGAAGUUUUAAAAUUUUAUUAUUCUAAGAUGAAUGUUUCAGUUAUUGAAACAUUAGAUCAAAAUGAAACUGAUUUUACAAAGUGUUUACGUGUUAUUAUCAAUUAUAUCGAAGAGAAUAAUAUAAAUAUAGAUAUGAUUACUGCAGUACAAAUGAGUGGUGGACGAUUUGAUCAUGAAAUGGCUUCAAUAAAAACAUUAUAUGAAACAAGAAAAUUGACUAGUAUCCCAUUAAUUCUUAUAACUGAAUGCUGUGUUAUAUUUCUGUUGGAUGAAGGUGAACAUACUAUAUACGCUAAUACAGGAUAUGAAGCUGAGCAUAUAGGCUUGAUUCCUGUUGGACAAUCUUGUCAAGUAACAACUAAAGGUCUUCAAUGGGAUUUAGAUAAUUUAACACUUUCAUUUCAUGGUAUUGUUUCAACAUCGAAUCGACGAAUAAGUGAGAUAAUUCAAGUGAAAUGUGAUCAACCUUUAAUUUUUACUAUGGAAUAUAAUUCUGAGAAAAUAAUCUGCUUAGAAUAGAUCAUAUAUAGAAAUCUUAAUUUUUGUAUAAUGUUUGUCUAUAACCUUAUCAUUUGACUGUUUCGUCAAAGGUCGAAUUCUCAUUGGUUGUUUUUUUACUCUUUUACCCUAAUGAGUUUGGGAGAUGUAGAGAUUUUUCAUCAUGAAUGACUCGUUGUCAAUGGUGCAUCUUUGAGGAUAAAUACGAUAAUACGAUGAUGUUGUUGUGGGGGCAGUCUCGCUAUGAUGUGAACUAACAGAAGUAGACAAUACACAGCAUUGAAUACCGAUGGUAACGUGGUCGUCAUGGAAUCUGAAGGUGGUGGGUGCGCACCGUGAAACAACUACUGCUCACAAGUUUCCAAUCUUCUUCUAACUGAUGUUAUUCCAUGACGAUAAACUAACAAAUC
This is a messenger RNA of Heterobilharzia americana, 6179 nucleotides long. The record is from the annotation of a GenBank genome assembly. NCBI's taxonomy places the organism in Eukaryota, Metazoa, Platyhelminthes, Trematoda, Strigeidida, Schistosomatidae.